ACACACACGCACAACAACAUCGACAACAGACAAACAACGGGUAAAACCCAUGAACUGGUUUGUCCAGCAGAUCUACAAUUUUACAUCUACACGACACCACAUCACAUCACAAAUUCACAAACAACUAAAAACCACCACAUUCACCUUAACACUUCUUCACCUUUCACUCCAAUUUCUUCAACUCUCUCUCUCUCUCUCUCUCUCUCUCUCUCUAAAACCAGUGCUAGAUCCCUUGCAAAAUCACCCAAAUCUUCAAUUUUGAACAAUACCCAUUUGCAAUCUUAGAUUGCAUUGUCAACGCCACACCCAAAAUCUCCAAUUCCCAUUUCCAAAAUCACCCAAAAUCUUCAAUUUUGAACACACCCAUUUGAAGUUUUCAUUGCAUUGUAAACAUAUAACACUAUAUAUUGUAAAAAAAAAAAAAAAAAUACAAUGGGCAAAGUUUCGAUUUUGAUAUACAUAACCGUAGCAGUGCUUAUUCUCUUUCUUAUCUCUUACUCUCCGAGUAAACCCUCAAACCACCGUCACCGCCGCCUAAAGCUCCGAUCAAACUUCACCUUCUCUCACCAAGUGCGUCCCCCUCAUGACCCCGUGCCGUUCGACCCCAUUGUCGCUGACCUCGAGCUCCGCCGCGAGGACCGUCACUGGGAGAGGCAGUACAUGGAACACGCUCACCCCGAGUUGGUUCAACAUGAAUCGGACUCGGCUCCCGGAGCUGAGUCACAGCCCGAGUGGGAGGACUUCGCGGACGCCGAGGAUUACUUGAAUGACGAGGAGAGGUUUAAUGUGACCGAUAGGUUGGUCGUGUUGUUUCCGAGGAUUGAUGCGGACCCGGCUGAUGGGUUUGUGACUGAGCACGAGUUGACUCAGUGGAACUUGCAGCAAGCUGAGAGGGAAGUGAUGCAUAGGACACAGAGGGAAAUGGAUGUGCAUGAUAAGAACAAAGAUGGGUUUGUCUCUUUUGCUGAGUAUGAGCCCCCCAGUUGGGUUCUAAAUGCAGAUAAUACUUCUUUUGGCUAUGAUAUGGGUUGGUGGAAAGAGGAGCAUUUUAAUGCAUCAGAUGCAGACGGAGAUGGUCUUCUGAAUAUAACUGAGUUUAACGACUUUCUGCACCCAGCUGAUACUAAAAAUCCAAAGCUACUUCAGUGGUUGUGCAAGGAGGAGCUAAGGGAAAGAGACACUGACAAAGACGGGAAGGUUAACUUUAAAGAAUUUUUUCAUGGGCUUUUUGACAUGGUGAGGAACUAUGAUGAAGAAGGUCACAAUUCUUCACAUCAAUUUGAUGAUUCAAUGGAGGGCCCAGCAAAAAAAUUGUUUGCUCAGCUUGACAAAGAUGGUGAUGGAUACUUGUCAGAUGUAGAACUACUACCUGUAAUUGGAAAACUUCACCCGUCAGAGAGUUACUAUGCGAAACAACAAGCAGAUUACAUCAUAUCACAGGCAGAUGCUGAUAAAGAUGGGCGUCUAACCUUGGCAGAGAUGAUUGAUAACCCUUAUGUAUUUUACAGUGCUAUAUUCAAUGACGAUGAGGACGAGGAUGACUAUGAGUACCAUGAUGAAUUCCGUUAAUUUCAUGCUAGGAUACAGGGAAAAGCUUUGGUAGAAUUCAAAAUUCUUUUGGCUAUAUAGUACUAGUAAGAAAAAGCUCCACGACCUUGACGUGAAUUUUGCUCUUCCAAAUUGCCAUUUGUGGUUAAUCGCCAUGUGGUCAUAAGUCAUCCUGUACCACCAGUUUUACCGUCAGAUAGUUCUUAGCGUCAUUGCUGUUCAUUAGAUAUAUAUGAAUGUCAGCCCACUGUGAAGGGUGAUUUACACUAGAUUGAUAGCUGGAAUAUUAAUUUUAUGGCACACAGUUGUUAGAUAUUCUGAUUUUUUUUUUUUAAUAUUCUUGGGGUUUUUACUUUUUUAAGGCUUUGUUACUCUGCAUAUUUUAUCAAGUUGAGUUGUACAUGUAUGAUAUUAUAAAAACAUUUAUCUCCA
This is a messenger RNA of Quercus robur (English oak), 1980 nucleotides long. RefSeq lists its product as uncharacterized. The transcript has 7 exons. NCBI's taxonomy places the organism in Eukaryota, Viridiplantae, Streptophyta, Magnoliopsida, Fagales, Fagaceae. Gene Ontology annotation, cellular component: endoplasmic reticulum. Gene Ontology annotation, molecular function: calcium ion binding. The coding region runs from base 433 to 1569 and encodes 378 amino acids. The record is from RefSeq and is a predicted model, not a curated record.